UUACACUGUACGGUAUGGCAAUGAACUGCCUAAUUUAUUUAUUCAUCUUUAUUUCCUCGGCAUUUUGCAGCGAUGAGAAACUUGUGGCCUCAAGACGGUUCAAUAUUAGACCCGAUCCUGCACCGAAAUCAAUAACAGUAGAUUGGGGUAACAUCCAGUAUACAUUUACCUACCAAGCCAUGGGAGGAACCAAUGAGGACUGGGAAAUCGGCAUUUUUCAUGCUAGUGAAAAUCAGGUGUCCUGCAUGGUCAACAGAGCAGAUGGUAUGACAACUUACUUCAUCUUCCAAAGCUUCUCCCUCGAGGUCAAAGGUGCAACCUAUGCUGUUGGACAACCAUAUGACUCCAAAAAUAAGGAUCUUUCGCCGGCGGAGUUUGAUGAACUGCCAAAGAAAAAUAUGGUGAAAAACAGCAAGAAUUUCAAGAACUCAAUCGGAAAGGUUAUAUUAUGGGCUAAAUUCGAUGUAAAAGAAGAAUUAUAAUGAACAGCUACAGCCAUGGACAGCAUUACUUAGCAGCUAAUAACAAGAGAGUGUACACAUUAUAACUAGCUUCCAUAUGUAUGUGUUAUUGAGUUCAGACACAACCAACAACCUCUCCAAGGUUGUGACCUGGGGGUGACAAUGCACUAACGGGUAUGUUAAUGGUAUAUGAUGGAAGUAUUUGGUGUAAGACGUGUGGUUAGGUGCAAGUGUGAGAAAUGUGGUGUUACGUGCCAGAAAUGUGGUGACAGAUGUGAAAAAUAUGGUGUCACAUGCCGCAAAUGUUGUGUUAGGUGUGAGAAUGGUGGCAUUAUGUGCCAGACAUGUGGUGUUAUGUGUGAAAAAUAUGGUGUUAGGUGUGAGCAUUUUAGUGUCACAUGCCACAAAUGUUGUGUGAGAAUGGUGGCAUUAUGUGCCAGAAAUUUGGUGUUAGGUGUGAGAAUUUUGUUGUGUGCCAGAAAUGUGGUGUUAGUGGUGAGAUUUGUGGUGUUACAUGCCAAAAAUGUGGUGUUGGGAGUGAGAAAUAUACAUGUAGUAUUAGGUGCUGGAAAUGUGGGAUUAGAUGUGAUAAAGUAAUUUUUACGAGUC
This is a messenger RNA of Ylistrum balloti, 1070 nucleotides long. Its product is annotated as myeloid-derived growth factor-like. The record is from RefSeq and is a predicted model, not a curated record. Bases 15 to 482 code for a protein of 155 amino acids. The transcript is spliced from 5 exons. Lineage: Eukaryota; Metazoa; Mollusca; Bivalvia; Pectinida; Pectinidae.